AUGAAAAUAUCAGUUUUGUCAAAGAAGCUGUGGUCUGUCCACAAACAGCUGGUCCUUGUCCUCACUCCACUUAUUCUUCUGCCUUUACUUUUUACUCUUCCAGAAAAGGAGGGAAAAUGUCUUUAUGUGGUGAUACUGAUGGCGAUGUAUUGGUGCACAGAGGCCCUUCCUCUGGCUGUCACUGCCAUGCUUCCAGUCUGCCUCUUUCCAACACUGGGAAUUCUUCCAUCCAAAAAAGUCUGCCCUCAGUACUUCCUCGAAACCAACUUUCUCUUCCUCAGCGGUCUUGUGAUGGCGUCAUCCAUUGAGGAGUGGGGCCUCCAUCGCAGAAUAGCCCUAAAGGUCCUCACUAUUGUUGGAGUAAAACCAGCCUGGCUCAUUCUGGGAAUGAUGGUCACCUCGUCCUUCCUGUCCAUGUGGCUCAGCAACACCGCCACAACAGCCAUGAUGCUUCCUAUUGCCAACGCCAUCCUGGAGAGUCUGUUUGGAGAUCUGGAGACCCUGAAACAAAACUGCAAGACCACAGAGGACGCUGAGAGUGAAAUUCUUAAUGGUCAGUCUAAUGUGAAGCUGCAUUCACUGCCCUCAGAGCCCACGGAAAAACAAAUACUGUCAAUAGACGGGAUUGAUGGGAUGGAGCAGACUGAAGUGAGGACAGCUGAGGAGAUCCGAACCGAAGCGCAGUAUCAGCUGAAGGUGUGGAAAGGAUUCUUGAUCUGUAUUCCUUACGCGGCCAGUAUCGGAGGGACCGCCACUCUGACGGGCACGGCGCCUAACCUCAUCCUGAUUGGACAACUGAAAAGCUAUUUUCCAGACUGUGACCUCAUCAAUUUUGGCUCUUGGUUUGCUUUUGCUUUCCCGCUCAUGGUUCUCUUCCUGUUUUUGGGAUGGAUAUGGAUCUCAUUUCUCUACGGGGGAUUGAAUACACGAUUGUGCUUCACGAAACACGACCGACGAGCCCAGGCAGAGGCCAGAGCCAAGGCUCUCAUAGACGACGAUUACAGAAAACUAGGGCCCAUAAAUUUCGCAGAGGGAUCCAUUGCUUUCUUUUUUGUAUUGUUUGCUGUUAUGCUGUUCACAAGGGAUCCCAAAUUUGUCACUGGAUGGUCUGUGUUUUUUAAAAAAGGGUACGUCUCAGAUGCAGUCACAGGUGUGAUCAUCGUGUCUAUAUUGUUCUUCUUCCCAUCGCAGAAACCGUCUCUAAGCUGGUGGUUUGACCCUCAAGCUGCAAAUACUCCUUACGUCCCUCUGUUAUCAUGGAAGAAAGCACAGGACUCUGUGCCAUGGAAUAUCAUUCUGCUGCUUGGAGGUGGCUUUGCUAUGGCCAAAGCUUGUGAGGAAUCUGGACUCGCCACCUGGAUCGGAGGCCACCUCCAGCCUUUGGCCGAAGUCCCUCCUCCUGCAGCUGUGAUGUUGAUCACAGCUUUCCUGGCCAGUUUCACUGAAUUUGCCAGCAACACUGCCACGAUUAUCAUAUUUUUACCUGUCAUUGCUGAACUGGCUAUUCAUAUCUCAGUGAACCCUCUGUACUUCAUGAUACCUGCAACAGUAGGAUGUUCAUUCGCCUUCAUGCUGCCAGUGUCUACACCACCCAACUCCAUCGCCUUUGCGUCUGGGCAUCUCAUGGUCAAAGACAUGGUGAAGACGGGCUGUGUCAUGAAUGUCCUGGGUGUCCUGUCAGUCUCUCUGGCAAUGAACACGUGGGGCGUCGCCAUGUUUGGCUUGAACACAUAUCCAGAUUGGGCUAUGCCCCUCAACAAGACGGGAAUACUUACUGAUGUACACCUUUCAUCUGUUCAUGCCCUCAAUGCUACUCUCUGA
Scomber japonicus (chub mackerel) is the source of this 1821-nucleotide messenger RNA. It is a transcript of the gene slc13a3, whose product is annotated as solute carrier family 13 member 3. The transcript is spliced from 13 exons. Gene Ontology annotation, cellular component: membrane. NCBI's taxonomy places the organism in Eukaryota, Metazoa, Chordata, Actinopteri, Scombriformes, Scombridae. Gene Ontology annotation, molecular function: citrate transmembrane transporter activity; sodium:dicarboxylate symporter activity; succinate transmembrane transporter activity. Gene Ontology annotation, biological process: citrate transport; monoatomic anion transmembrane transport. Bases 1 to 1821 code for a protein of 606 amino acids. The record is from RefSeq and is a predicted model, not a curated record.